GGGCCGGCACGCUAUGGGGCGGGGCCUCGGGGGGGGCGUGUUCCCAUGCGAACUCCCCAUUGGCCCCCCGGACGUCACGUGCUCGCCGUGGCUUGAUUGGCGCGAGCGGUCCGGGGCUGGCAAAGCUUGGGACUCCGCCGCAGGGGGCUAGCUUCGCUUCGGCGGAGCCUGCCCGGGGCGGAUGCCCGCGCCGGGUAGUGCCGCCAGCGGGGCAGGCGCAGGCAUCCGACCCUGGGCGGGCGCUUCCCCACACCCGUCUCUCUCCGGCUUCCGAGCGGGAUCUUCCCUCAGAUCCGAGUGGUCUGGUCCUGGGGGCCUGAGUGCCCCCGCAGAGGUCCCACAUCCUGCGAGGGGGUCCGAGGCUGCACCGGGGGUGGGGGUGCCUCCACAUCCUGCCUUGGGGGUCCGAGUGAGGCCGCGGGGGUCCCACAUCCUGCCUUGGGGGUCCGAAUGCCGCCUCGGGGGUCCACAUCCAGCCUUGGGGAUAGGAGUGCUCCCUCGGGGGUCCCACAUCCUGCUUUGGGGGUCCGAGUGAGGCCGCAGGGGUCCCACAUCAUGACUUGGGGCUCUGAGUGCGCCCCCAGGGUUCCCACACCCUGCCUUAGGGGUGUGAGGGCUUCCCCUGGGGGGGUCCCACAUCCUGCCCUGGGGGUUCCGAGUGCUCCUCCAGGUUUCCCACAUCUUGCCUUGGGGGUCUGAGACCUUUUCGGGGGUCCGGAAUUCUGCCUUGCAGGUCUAGUACUGCCCUGGGGGGGGGGUCCCACAUCCUGCCUUGGGAGUCUGAGCCCAUCCCGGGGGUCCUACAUCCCGCCUUGGGGGUCUGAGCCCAUCUCGGGGGUCCCACAUCCUGCCUUGUGGGUCUGAGCCCAUCUCAGGGGGCCUGAACUCUGCCUUGCAGGUCUAGUACUGCCCUAGGGGGUCAUACAUCCUGUCUUGUGGGUCCAAACCCGACCCUAGGGUCCCACAUCUUGCCUUGGGGUCUGAGUGCUCCCCAGGUUCCCACAUCCUGUCAUGGGGGUGUAAGUGCCGCCGUGUGGGUCCCAAUCCUGCCUUGCGGGUCAGAGUGGUCCCUCGGGGGUCCCACAUUAUGACUUGGGGGUCAGACUGCUCCCUCAGGGGCCCCACAUUCUGUCCUGAGCUCUGAGUGCUUCCCCAUGGGGGUCCCACAUCGUGCCUUGGGGGUCUUAGUGCUGCCCCAGAAGGGGCUUCCACAUCCUGCCUUGGGGUCCGAGUGUUCCCCCAGGGGUCCUACACCUGCCAUGGAUGUCUGAACCCAUCCUGGGGGUCCCACAUCCUGGCUUGGGGUCCAAGUGUGUCCUCGGGGUUCCACAUCCUGCCUUGGGGGUUUGAGCCCAUCUCAGGGGUCCUAACAUUCUGCCAUGAAUGUCUGAGCCUAUCCCAGGGGUCCCAUAUCCUGCCUUGGGGUCUGAGCCCAUCUCGGGGAUUCCACAUCCUGCCUUGGGGGUUUGAGCCCGUCUCAGGGGUCCUAACAUCCUGCCAUGGAUGUCUGAGCCCAUCCCGGGGGUCCCACAUCCUGCCUUGGGGUCUGAGCCCAUCCCGGGGGUCCCACAUCCUGCCUUGGGGUCCAGGCGUGUCCUCGGGGUCCCACAUCCUGCCUGGGGGGUUUGAGCCCGUCUCAGGGGUCCUAACAUCCUGCCGUGUAUGUCUGAGCCCAUCCCAGGGGUCCGACAUCCUGCCUUGGGGUCUGAGCCCAUCUCGGGGAUCCCACAUCCUGCCUUGGGGGUUUGAGCCCGGCUCAGGGGUCCUAACAUCCUGCUAUGGAUGUCUGAGCCCAUCUCGGGGGUCCCACAUCCUGCCUUGGGGCUCUGAGCCCAUCCCAGGGGUCCCACAUCCUGCCUUGAGGGUCUGAGCCCGUCUCAGGGGGCCUGAACUCUGCCUUGAGGGUCUAGUACUGCCCUAGAGGGUCUUACAUCCUGUCUUGGGGGUCUGAGUGCUCCCUGGAAGGGGGUCCCACAUCCUGCCCUGGGGUCUGAGUGCUCCCCAGAAAGGAGCCCCACAUCCUGCCUUGGGGGUCAGAGUGCUCCCGGGAAGGGGGUCCCACAUCCUGCCUUGGGGGUCUAAAUGCAGCUGCAGGGAACGCAAUCCUGCGUUGUGGGUUGGAGUUCCCUUGGGGGGUCCCACAGCAUGACUUGAUGGUCUGAGUCCUCCUCCAGGGGGGUUCCCACAUCCUGCCUUGGGGGUCUAAUUGCUCCCCUAGGCAUCCCACAUCCUUCCUUGGGAGUUCGAGUGUGGCCAUGGGAGUCCCAAUCCUGCCUUGGGGAUCCGAGUGCUUCCCUGGGGUCUCACAUCCUGCCUUGGGGAUCCAAGCCCAUCUCGGGGGUCCCACAUCCUGCCUUCGGGGUCUGGGCCCAUUCCGGGGGUCCUGCAUCCUUCCCUGGGGGUCCAGGCCCAUCCAGGGGUUCCACAUCCUGCCUUGGGGGUCCAAGCCCACCCCGGGAGUCCCACAUCCUGCCUUGGGGGUCCGAGCUCAUCCUGGGGGUCCCACAUCCUGCCUUGGGGGUCAGAGUGCUUCCUUGGGGGUCUCAUAUCCUGCCUUGGGGGUCCAAGCCCACCCUGGGAGUCCCACAUCUUGCCUUGGGGGUCCAAGCCCAUCCCGGGGGUCCCACAUCCUGCCCUGGGGGUCUGGGCCCAUUCCGGGGGUCCCGCAUCCUACCCUGGGGGUCCGGGCCCAUCCUGGGGGUCCCACAUCCUGCCUUGGGGUUCAAGCCCAUUCCGGGGUUCCACAUCCUGCCUUGGGGGUCCAAGCGGAGCUUUGAGAGUCUCAUCCCAUCACUGGGGGUCUGCAACUCGGCCUCAGGGGCCCCAGACGCUGCGUUGGGAGUCAUCGCCAGUUCGGAGGAGGCUCAAACUUUGCCUGGCAUGUCUGAGUCCAUGAUCUCAGGUCGUACACUGCUACGGGGGUUCAUGUUCAGUCGCAUGGGUCCCAUACUCUGCCUUGGGCACGUGAUGCUGACUUUGGGCUUCUUCCCCAGUGAUGCUUGGGGGUCUGAAUUUGGCCUGGUGACGGCCCGGGGCGGUUGGGGAUUCUGAAGUCUGUGCUGCUAGCCCGGGUGUGUCCCUGGGGGUCCCAGGACCUGCUUGGGGAUCAGAAGCUAGCUGGCGAAUGUGGUGUGGGAAAUGAAUGCAGAGGCCAGUGGGCCCAGGAGGGUGAGAGGUGGUGGGCUGUUGGAAGGGAGGGCCCCUCCCGUUCAGACUGUUAUCAGUAUAUUCUCCAGGAGAAAUUCAGAAUGCGUGGUGUCGAAAGGGUCACAUGGAUCCCAGCUGUCACUAGGGGGUUCUUGUUUUCACAGAAGAGCAGGUUUAAUGGAAAUGUUCCUUUUUAAGUGUCUGCAGAAAGCCACGGCCUUUCCGAUAUUUCGAUGAUGGUGACGCUCGUCAUUCUAACAUGCACAACGAAGGAGGGGACACGUAGGAACACGUAGCCCGAAGAGGCAGGGGAGGCCUGGUUGCUGUGUCGGAACGGGGGUGGGGGGGAUUGAAAGGAACGUUUGAGGUGGCGUUACUGUACUGGCAGGAACUGUCCUGUGCAGCCCCCCGAGCCAGCGUGACCACGUUGGGCACGGUUGGAAUUGAGUUGAGCUGUCGUGCGUCUGUCUUAAAGAGAAUGGGCGAGCUUGGGAUCUCGACCCGGUGUCGCCAGUGACGCCCCCACGGGCCGUGAGUCCUGGGUGCCAUUUCCUUGCUGAUGGAAUCAGAGUGUGGAUUAGAACCUACAGUAACGAAGGCACAAGUGUGUGUGUGCUGAUGGCGUAUAUCGUUCCGGGGCCGGUCCCCCAGCCCUCCGCCCUGUCACACGGCUUCCGACCGCCAGCACCGGGCACGGGCAUCAGUGAGUCCGCGGAGAAAGCACGGGGCCUUGUGUCCCGGGGAGGGUGUCUCUGCGGGGCCUUGCUCUGAGAUCCUGGGGCGAAGCUGCUCUGUCUGCAGCGGGAGGCCGGCUGGCGAGCGCACAGGAGCUCGCUGUGGUCCUGUGACGCCCCCUGGCGUAAGAUUCGGGCAGGUCCCCUCCUCCCAGCCCUGCCUCCUGUAGACGGAGUGCAGUCUUACUUGGGGGAGCAGACCUACCGGAGCUCGCGUUUCCAGGGCUGCGCGGGGCGCCAGGUUCUUAGCCGCACUCAGACCUCUCCGCUUCCUCGGUUCCCGUCGCCGUCCGGGCCGCAUCGCCAGCGCUGUCCCCUGGAGCCUGCCUGCCCGGCGGUUUCUGGGGGUGGCUUGGGGAGGGACGACGGUGAGGAUUAACACUUGAUAAUGAGCGAAAGGUCUGGCCAAGAGGAGGGGAACCUGAUGCCCGUGUGCGAUGGCGGUGGCCAGGACACUGUGUCGGACACUGGUGGUUUGUGGCAGCGGAGGCUUGUGUCUGAGCACCCAGCUGAGGGCGUGACGACAGUCAGAGACCCUGGCCGAGACCUCUGUCCUGCAGCAGCGGUGCAGGAAGGACCCUCGGGGAUCCGGGAUGUCAGUGGGAUUGGAUUCCGACGGCGUGGGCGGGCCACACGCAGGAGGUACAGGAACGAGGCUGGCCAGUUCAUCUCCAUGGUGACCUUCUUUGAGGCACAGGGAGCAACCUCGGGGGCCCAGGAUGCCCGUGGGCAGGGCACCUGCCGGCGAGGGCGGCCCCCGCGGAAGUACCGCAAGAGGAAAGUGGCCAUCACCGCAGAGGUGACCCUGUUUGAGAUGGUUGCCCUGGGGAAGAACUCUGUGCAGACGGCCGUUGAGGAGUGGGUCCAGUCUUACAAGGAGGACAGGGAGCUGGCCCUGCUGGACCUCAUCAGCUUCUUCGUCCAGUGCUGUGGCUGUGAAGGGAUGGUGACGGCUGAGCUGUACCAGACCAACCAAGGCAACAGUGUGGUUCACAAGAUGACCGAGAAGUUUGACCAGGAGACCGGGCUCUACUACAAGAAGUUUCUGGCGUACCCCUGGAUCCUGACCAUCAUGUGGCCAGAGAAACUGCAAAACGACUUCUACCCCAUCGUGGGCCCGGGGCCCUUCUGGAAAAGGUUCAGGGUCAACUUCUGCGAGUUCACGGAGCUGCUGGUGCAGCAGACACACUCUUCGGUGCUGUGUGACGGACACCUCAUGGAUACGGUCAUCUGCAUGCUUAGCGGCCUCACCAACUCGGCCGUGCACAGCCUGCGGCACACCAGCUCCCUGGCAGCCAUGAAGCUGCUGACAGCGCUGGCCAGCGUGAACCAGGGCAUCUGCACGAACAGGCGCAGGUCCCAGCGGCUGUGUGAGGUGGAGAACAUCGCCAAACUCAAGGGCAAACACAAAUACUGCAUGGAAGUACUGGACCAGCGCAGACAGCAGGUGCAGGGGGCGGGGCCGCCAUGUGGGGGCGGGGCCAGCAGCAGACGCCAGGGGUGGGGGCGGGGCCACGGAAGGAGGGCGGGGCCAGCAGACGACAGACGACGCCAGCGGCGGGGGCGGGGCCAGCAGCAGACGCCCGGCGGGGCCAGCAGGAGACGCCAGCGGCGGCGGGGGUCGGGGCCACCUGAGAGGGGGGCACACAGGUGUGAGGACGUCACUGUGUGCAGGGAGGGGACCCAGGUGUGA
This is a messenger RNA of Herpailurus yagouaroundi (jaguarundi), 5574 nucleotides long. Its product is annotated as cohesin subunit SA-1-like. Gene Ontology annotation, biological process: sister chromatid cohesion. The record is from RefSeq and is a predicted model, not a curated record. Gene Ontology annotation, molecular function: chromatin binding. NCBI's taxonomy places the organism in Eukaryota, Metazoa, Chordata, Mammalia, Carnivora, Felidae. The transcript is spliced from 10 exons. Gene Ontology annotation, cellular component: nucleus; chromatin; cohesin complex. Bases 4270 to 5574 code for a protein of 434 amino acids.